Messenger RNA from Procambarus clarkii (red swamp crayfish), 3858 nucleotides. RefSeq names its product putative leucine-rich repeat-containing protein DDB_G0290503. The record is from RefSeq and is a predicted model, not a curated record. Lineage: Eukaryota; Metazoa; Arthropoda; Malacostraca; Decapoda; Cambaridae.
GCGCUAGAGGUCGUAAGGGGAGGACUGCCGCUCACGCUCACAACACUCUCCCACACACCCUCUACACACUACGCCAAUAUGAUGGGUCGGCAGGGAAUGUACGGCAACGUACACGGGUUGCCAGGGCUGCCCAAGUCCCAGGUGCCGCUGCAGACGUACCCGAGGCCCCCCAGGCUCCCUGUCAGGAUGCCGGCGCCGGCGCCAGCACCACCACCACAACCUCCCAGGUCGCGGACACCACCACCACUACACCCCAUCACCAUCAACCAGGCGGACCCUACAGCAGGACGGAGGCUGGACAUGCUGGAGCAGCGACUUAACGCCACCGAGCAGAGCAACCGGGCACUGCUGGACGAGCUGAUGCGUCUCCAGCAGGACCUGAAGAUGAACUUGAAGAGGACGGACAUGGGGCUGGCGGAGGAGAAGGACGCUAGGAGCCGCCUCGACAACACCCUCAGACAGUCACUCUCCAAGAACCUGGAGUACGACGACAGACUCAAACGCUGUGAGGACGCCAUUAAGGAGAACCGGAGUGCCAUACAGCAGAUGGCCUCCCACGCUAAGUCUAUUGAGAGGACCAUCACCAGCUUCCAACAGGACCAUGUUGACACCCGAAGUGACAGUGCCCAGAAGCUGCAGGAGUAUCGCCACGAGGUGCUGGCCAUGAACCAGAGCAAGGAGCAACUGGAGAGGCUGUGCUACUCUCUGAGAGACGAGAUGAGAGACACAGCCUCCAAGGUGGACAACAUCACCCAGGAGAUGACCUCCCUCGAGGCCAACGUCAGGAUGCAGGGCCGCCUCCUCGAGGACAACAGCAAGCGUGCUUAUACGCCGGCGCUGCCUCUGGUCAGAACUCCCGCUCCUCUCCCAGACGACAACAGGCUCACUGAGACGGCCAAGAGGGCCCUCGAGGGCAAACUCAUCCAGAUGAACACAACCAUCCAGGACUUGACCCAGAGACUCAACCAGGAGGCCAAGAAGCGGGAGAAAGCCGAGUCUGAGAUCAACGUCAGGAUGAACGAGUUGCUGGAGGACUACGGCAGCACCAAGGUGGAGAAGGACAAGGAGCUGCGGGACUUUGACGAGAAGAUGAAGGAGCUCCAGGCCGGCUUCAGCGCCAGCGAGAAGCAGCGCAUCUUGAUGGAGAUCUCUUCCGUGGCCCAGGAGCUAUCCCGCAGGAUAGAGGAGAAGGAAGUGAAGCUGAGGAACGACACCGUCAACAAGCUGGCAGUGAUCGAGAAGACGCUGCUGGAGGAGAACAAGCGGCGGGCGGCCAAGGAGAAGGAGCUCCAGGACUCCCUCGAGGCGCAGCUGCGCGAGCACAAGAUGUACGGGGACGAGGGCGCCGAGGCCCUCAAGAAGCACGUUGAUCAACACGGGGAGCUGACGAGAGGCAAGCUCGGGGAGAUGAACAACAACGUCGGGAUGCUUCAGGAACAGCUCAAGACGCACCGGCUGGAGCACCAGAAGGUCUUGGCGGCCGAGAUCACCGAGAGACAGAACACCCACAAGGUGUUGGAGGGUAAGAUUGAUGACGUUGAUGACCGGUCGAGGAUGGGCAUGGCGGAGCUGCAGGCGGCGCUGGGCAACAUGGCCGCCAAGACCACCACACAACCCAAGCAGAAGGCUCCUCCACCACCUGAUUAUGACGCACAGCGGCUGCCGCCCAUCAACACGGACGGCAUCAAGGAGCAGAUGGCCCGGGACGUGGCCCGCCUCGACUCCCGUCUGGCAGAUGUGGAGACCAAGUUGGCUCAGCAGGACGACCGCUUCGACACCAAGAUGCAGUCGACCAACAACCAGCACAAGGAGAACAACGCCAUCAUGGGAGACAAGAUGCAACAGCAGAUUGACGCCGUCAUCUUCAGUCAGGACCGUCUCAAGAAGCAGGUCGAUGCCUUGCAGACCAAGGUCCAGGACACGCCUAAGAGUGUGACGAACCUGAAGGAGGAGCUGCAGCAGGUGGAGGCCAACCUCAACAAGAAGCUUGAUCAAGAGAAGACAGAGAGGAUGGAUGACGACAAGGAACUCCGCACAGACAUUGACCGCAUUAUUGGCAAGGACCAGAAGACUGAUGCGGCUUUGACCAGCUUGGCACAGUUGACACAGGAUGUGGACGAGACACAGACGGGGAUGAAGAAACUGGCAGAGGCAGUACACGUGGUGAAGACCUCCCUCUCAAGCAAGCUGAAGGAUGAGACCAAGCUGCGGGAGCAGGAGGCUGGCCUCCUGAGGCGAGACGUGGACCUCCUCAACACCAAGUACACGGAACUCCGGGAGAAAUACAAGCCCAAAACCACAGCUGCUGCCUCCUAACUUCCCAGGCUCCCACAACGCCUUCUUACAGUGUAUAUAACAUAACCGGUUACCUUCGUAAAUUAUUCACUAUAAACAAAACCAUUUAAAUAAGACAAGAUGAAUUAUUAGAAUGUAGAGAAUGAAAUGUUUAGAACUUACUGAAAAUAUUAACAUCUUUUAUCUGUUAAAAGUGUUACAGAUGAUCAGAAACAUCUAAUGCGACAUAAAAACUGCACAUGUUCAGCUGCUGCUUAACAAUGAUUAACAUGUGCAUAUGACACCUUGAUGAAAUAUUAACAUUUCCAUAACAACAGUAUGGCUUGGCUACUGUAUUGUUCAUGACACCCUUGCUGCAGGAUAUACAACAACAGUAUGACUUGGCUACUGUAUUGUUCAUGACACCCUUGCUGCAGGAUAUACAACAGUAUAGCUUGGCUACUGUAAUGUUCAUGACACCCUUGCUGCAGGAUAUACAACAACAGUAUGGUUUAGCUACUGUAUUGUCCAUAAGUUUCUCUCUCAAAUGGGGUGAGAAUAGCUUGAACUACUGCAUGCCUUUGUAUGUACCCCUGUAUUUAUACCUCGAUAAACGUCUUUCAAUUUCCUAAGCUCCUGCCGAGAAGUGGAGUUUAAGACUAGAGGUCUAGAUAUUGAGUGCAUAUAACUUGCAUGACUGUCACCAAUGUUGUCAUGCAACACUUCAAGUUUUACAUUCAAAGUAAGAAUGAUGUGAUCAAAGUAGGUUAGGGAGCAUGUAGUUAACAUUAACUCAUUAUUAUAAUCUAUUUAUUUGUUAUCAAAUAUUUCUCUAUACAUUUUAGUUAUUUGAGUAAACUAUUGUAGUGUGUACUGCUGCAUCAAGUUAUUGGAUUACAUAUUAUUUAGCUAAUUAUAAUUUUUUGACUUGAGAAAAUAGAAAUACUAUGAUGUAAUGUUGUCAAACUAAAGUUGUUUCUGAGGAUGAAUAAUCCAGUGUUAAAUGGUGGGUGGUGAGGGUGACUUGGUGAGCUAGGUGCCUGGUGAGCGCCAAGCUUCCCAAGCACCAACAGGCCAGUGUGACUCACAAGUAUCUACUGGAGACCACAACCACAAUUUAUUCCACUCAUUGCAAGCUAAGGGAGUCUGGGAGUACAAGAUCAAGCCAAGAGGAAAACCCCACCGAAGGCCAGAGCACCCCAAAAUUAUCAACUGCAUAGACACAUUAGCAACCCUGUUAACUAUACACACAUACACAUUUAGCCAAUUACUACCAUUACUUAGUUCAGUUCAGGACUGAACUUCAGAAAGACUUUUAGAGUAAAAUGGUGAGAGAAGCUGCUGAAGGGCAAAUGGAGUCCAUGCCAGACAAUCCCAGGGAUAGCAAAACGGGCAAUACUGGAGAAACGGGCACAGCAAAUAAAGCCAAACCCCGCCAAGUAGCAGCCUGUCCUCUGAACAAAGACCCAAAAGUGAUUCCAUGCACCCACCAAACCCAGUUUAUGAAUGAAAAACGGUUUACACAUGACUCUGCUGAUUUCGUUCGAACACUUCUGGAACAAGUGCUUCACUGACUAAUUUUGU